Messenger RNA from Centrocercus urophasianus (Greater sage-grouse), 902 nucleotides. It is a transcript of the gene RILPL2, whose product is annotated as Rab interacting lysosomal protein like 2. The coding region runs from base 16 to 639 and encodes 207 amino acids. The transcript has 4 exons. Gene Ontology annotation, biological process: cilium assembly. Lineage: Eukaryota; Metazoa; Chordata; Aves; Galliformes; Phasianidae. Gene Ontology annotation, molecular function: protein dimerization activity. Gene Ontology annotation, cellular component: cytoplasm; ciliary basal body. The record is from RefSeq and is a predicted model, not a curated record.
UAACGGGCCGCGGACAUGCGGCGCGGCGGGGAGGGGGAGGAGGAGGAGGAGGAGGAGGAGGACGGGGAGGAGGACGGCGGCCCCGAGAGCGCGCUGCAGAAGAGCCCCUUCCAGCUGACGGCUGAGGAUGUCUACGACAUCUCCUCCGCGGUGGGCCGGGACCUCCUGCAGCUCAGCGCCGGCACGGAGGCGCCCGCCGCCGCCGCACGGCUGCAGUUCAGCAUCGUGCGGGUGCUGGAGAUGCUGGAGGCGCUGGUGAGCGAAGGCAGCCUGAACGAGGAGCAGCUGAGGAUGGAGCGGGACAGCCUGCGGGACGAGCUGGAGGCGCUGCGGGGGCGCGGGGCGGCGGGGAGCGGCCAGCAGCCCAACUUGGGACCAGAUAAAAUGGUGAUAGACCUCACAGAUCCAAAUCGGCCUCGGUUCACAUUACAGGAGCUGCGAGAUGUGUUGCAGGAACGUAACCAGUUGAAAGCUCAACUUCUCGUGGUGCAAGAGGAGCUGCAGUGCUACAAAAGUGGGAUCAUCUCACAGAGAAAGGAUGAGACUAAAGAACUGGAGAAGGGACCCCACGGCAGCAGAAAGGACAGCAGUGAGAAGACAAUCGUCAAACGGCUGUUCUCUUUUAAACACGGAAAAUGAACAUUCUUGAAAACUUGCCACUUCUGUUCAGAAAUGGCCCCAGUGAAAGCAUCUGAAGGAGCAAGGAGUCAAGAACUGGAGAACAAAGCAUCACUCUUAGUGGUAGAGAAUAAGCAGUCUCAGAACAAUUGUUGUACAAUAUUCUUUCAGAAUAAGCUUUACUUUGCUUUUUUAGCAACCGUUUAACAUAUGUACACUUUUUGCAUUGUUGGAUUCCUUUCAGACAUUACUUGUGGAAAAAAAAUAAAUGUUUCUAUAUAAAG